AUGGCCUUCCAACCCCAACCUCCCGCUAUCCGCGCCAGCUAUCCCAUUCCCCUCUUCCCCUCCUCAAUCCAAGCAGCCUGGCUCGUCUCCUCACCCCUCGACCUUAUUUCAGCGCACUACUGUCUCGACCAGCGCCUCCCCGACACAUUUCCCCCAGGUUUCCCCGACGAUCCUAACACUUACAUGCUCGGCAAGGUUGGUAAAGUCUUCGUUGUAGUUGUUUGUCUGCCCCAAAGGCCGGAGGACCUCGUCGAACGGGGAGUAAGACAUCUCCUACGAACAUUCACAGGAUUAAGAUUUGCCAUCAUAUCCGGCACCGCAGCCGCCAUCCCCGCUGAACCAGUCCAACUGGGUGAUGUUGUCAUUGGGACGAAGAUCAUCCCCUUCUCUUCGGACCAUUCCGCCGUCGUGAACGAGUUCCUGCCGCCACCAGGGUACCUCCUUGCCGCGCUAGGACAAGUUCUUUCCCCGAAUGGCAUCCGUCGCAGCACGGCGUCGCCGAGGUCCGAUACUGGGGAGGGUGUGUUUGAGGACGACUCGAGGAGAGAGAGUGUGGGAACGGAGAACACGGAGGUGUCGUCACCUGAGACUCUUACGCCCAUGAAGAUUCCCGAGCGUCUUUCAGAGCGGGUAUCCUACACCGUUUCGAUCCAAGACGGCAAACUCACCCUCGUUCCCGUGUCCAUCACAACAUAUCCGGCCGAGAGUCCGGACUGGAUCAGCCUGGCUCCGUAUCUCAAACACCCCUGGGACCUCCCUCAACACAGAGCCUUCUCACAACACCGCCAUCCGAAAACAGGUAUCUGGUUCCUCUCAAGUCCUCAGGUCAAGCAAUGGCUGGAGCUAGCUUCUGGCAGAGCCCUCCUUGUCCCAGGAGCUCCCGGCACAGGGAAAUCUGUCUUGACCUCCCUUGUUGUCGACACGCUCCGAGCGGAACUCACAAAAACCGAGACUCAGCAAACCAAAGGAGCGAGUCUGGUAGACGAUCGACCGGUCGUGGCAUGUCUCUACGACGUCUACCAACUUCCAGGGCAGGAGACAGAUGAAUGGUUUACGAAGCUGUGUGCCUCAUUGCUAGGGCAGAUUGUCUGCUCCGUCCUAGACAAACGCCAGCUUCAGGAUGUCAAACCCUCAAACAUCUGGCUCAACAAAGAACAGUCCUUUAGAACCCUAGUUCGCUGCCUGGUAUCGCCGAAGGCCUUAUCCGCAAGACCGGUAUACAUUCUGCUCGACGGGUUGGAACAGCCUGAUUCAAAUCCCAACACCGAGUCUCCUAUUUUCGCUUCUGGGGAAUUGGCUGCUGGUUGGGGGCCAUAUACAAGGGAUUUUAUGUCCAUUUUGUUUACCCUCCAGCGCACGAGGGGGGUUAAUGUGUUCAUCACGACCAAGACGCCUUCGAGCAUGUUGUUUAAGCAGAUUAUCCAGCCACUGGGGAGGAUGAGAGCCAGUGGAUGGAGCAACAGCCCCUUGCAAAUUGCGGGUGUGGAGGUGUUGUAUCCCAAUCAAAAGUUUGAUUUUGAGGAGAUAAGGAAGAUGUUGGAGGAUAAGGUUGUCCUGUUUACUCAGAACAAGAGGGUAGGACUGACGCAUCAAAAGUUAAUGAAUGAGGUUUGUGAUGGGAAGAGCAUGUUUCUCAAUGGAGAUAUAAUCAAGGGCCUCGAUGAGGAAGUUAUCAAGAAAUGUAUGGCAACUGGGGCUACAAUUAUGACAGGAGAAGCGUUUGGUAUCUCGCCAGAUACGAUGUUCCUCAUCGCUUAUUUGGUCAUCCAAGAACUUUUCUCCGCCGCCUCAUCCGUCCCCAGAGACCAAGUUGGCAAAUUUCUCGGGAAACUCACAGCCCGUCUGAAGAAAACUGUCCUGCCUAACCGGAAGAAGUGCUUAAAUUCACGCUUCGACGGGCAGGUGCUCUCCCUCGCGAGCAUGUACAAGCACAUCUACAGCCGACUGGCCUGCUCCAACGCUGUACAUGAUGUUGAGUGCUGUGAGGCAAACGCCAAGGCUCGGAAGGGGCAUCUGACGGAGAAGAUUCUCUUUCUGAGCUGGUACCGGGUGCGUGUUCCUGCGGAUCAUCUGGGGUGCCAAGACGGUGGGAUUGGAGACGAAGACAAAAAUAGUGUUCCGAUUGUCAAUGUCAUCGCCGAGACCAUGGUGGCAAGCCUGGAAUGUUGGAGUCAACGAGUUGGGCGAGCCUGUCUGGCUCUGCAACAGCCAACAAGCAAUCAUCAUCGGGAAGAAGAGUGCCCCGCGGACAUGUUUGUCAUGAGCGGCAUGAACAGCAUCACCUUGAAGGAUGGGUCAAGCGGGGGACAAUCCGAUCCAAAGAGCCCAAAAUUUGGGAAGUACCUCUCACCGAGGGAAGUCGUUGACUUGUUUACGCCGAAGCAAGAGAGCAUAGAUGAGGUCGUCAGCUGGUUAAGGGGGGAGGGAGUUGACGGGAGGAGGUUAGGGAUGUCCUACAAUAAGCAGUGGAUUGGUUUCGAUGCCCCUGUCGACGAGAUUGAGAGGCUACUGCACACACAGUACCACAUCUAUGAGCACGUCGAGAGCGGCGUUCUAAGCAUAGCCUGCUCGGAAUACCAUGUCCCUCAUAACAUUUCUCACCUAAUCGAUUACAUCACACCAGGUAUCAAGCUCGCCACAAGCCAUCGAGAUGUUAAGAUUGCCAAGAGAGCCAUCAGAAUUGAGGACGAGCGUCAGUCACGUCGACUCAUGAUCGAACGUCGUAACGCAAAGCGCAAUGACAAUGUUGCCUCGGCUACCGAUGCACCACAACUCAACGUUCCUCAGAUCGAAGACAAGUGGUUUAAACCGUCGGGUUGGUGCUCGGGGGAUGUGACUCCUCAGUGCAUCAGAGCUCAGUAUCAAAUCCCCGUCGGCAGCAAAUCCACGCCCGGCAACGAGCUAGGCAUCUUCCAGAGUCUAGGUCAGCAUUACAAUCAACAUGACUUGGACACCUACUUUAGAAAUAUUGCCCCUUGGGUCCCCAAAGGCACAUUUCCCAGUCUUCGCUCCAUCAACGGCGCCCUCGGCCCAACCAACGACGUCUCCAAGGCCGGAUUUGAAGCUGAUCUCGACUUCGAAGUCGCCAUCCCUCUUGUCUGGCCUCAAAAGACGGUCCUCUUCCAAGUUGAUGACGAGUGGUAUCAGCAAGAACAGACCAGGUCGGACAGCAAGUAUCCAGGCUUCUUCAACACCUUCUUUGAUGCUUUAGACGCCUCCUACUGCCAUCUCACGGCCUACAACCUCACAGGCAACUGCCGCACCUCCUCCUGCCGCGACCCGGAAUACCCCAACCCCAAUGUACCCCCGCUGAACCUUUCCUCGUCAACGCCCCUCCUCUCCCCAGAUGCCUUUAUCAUCCUCAACGCUUACCACGGCCCUCUUAUGUGUGGUGCCCACCCUCCAACAAAAGUCAUCUCUAUCUCAUAUUCUGGCACAGAACACACUUGGCCGGCAAAUUACAUGCGCAGACAGUGUCUUGAGAUUAUGAAGCUUACUCUGCAGGGCAUUACCGUGGUCGAGUCAUCAGGCGACGUGGGUGUUGGAGGGGGGAGGUAUAACUCGCAAGUGGGAUGUUUGGGUGCCAACAGGACGGUGUAUGCCCCGAGGGUGAUGAGUAAUUGUCCUUACGUUUUGUCCGUUGGGGCAACGAUGUUAGUAGACAAAGAUGAUGGAACAGCCAGUUGGAGGGAGGUGGCUGCCGAGGGGAUCAAAGAGAAGGGGUACAUACUGAAAGGAGAGGAGGGCUUCAGUAACAGCAGCGUGCCCGAGGGAAAGGUGUUCAACCUCGCUGGAAGGGCCUACCCUGAUGUGGCGGCGAUUGGAGAGAACUUUAAGGUUGUCUGGAAGGGGUAUCCAAAUCGCAUGGAUGGGACAUCGGUGGCGGUGCCAAUUUGGGCGUCAAUUCUGACGCUGAUUAAUGAAGAGAGGUUGGCGGUGGGAAAGGGGCCAGUUGGAUUUGUGCAUCCUGUACUGUACGCGCAUCCCGAAGUGUUUACUGAUAUCACGGAGGGCUCGAACCCAGGUUGUGGGUCAGAGGGCUUCCCUGCGACGAAGGGAUGGGAUCCGGUGACGGGAUUAGGGACUCCAAUCUUCCCCAAGUUGCUCGAGCUGUUUAUGAGUUUGCCUUAG
Messenger RNA from Thermochaetoides thermophila DSM 1495, 4131 nucleotides. RefSeq names its product tripeptidyl-peptidase-like protein. Gene Ontology annotation, molecular function: serine-type endopeptidase activity; tripeptidyl-peptidase activity. The transcript is spliced from 14 exons. Gene Ontology annotation, biological process: proteolysis; nucleoside metabolic process. Bases 1 to 4131 code for a protein of 1376 amino acids. The record is from RefSeq and is a predicted model, not a curated record. NCBI's taxonomy places the organism in Eukaryota, Fungi, Ascomycota, Sordariomycetes, Sordariales, Chaetomiaceae.